Vigna umbellata (rice bean) is the source of this 1633-nucleotide messenger RNA. Its product is annotated as Heavy metal transport/detoxification superfamily protein. Gene Ontology annotation, molecular function: metal ion binding. Lineage: Eukaryota; Viridiplantae; Streptophyta; Magnoliopsida; Fabales; Fabaceae. The record is from RefSeq and is a predicted model, not a curated record.
AGAGUGGCUACUUUUACUACUAGCCAGUAUAAGAGAGACAGUAGAAUCUAUAAGAUGUAGAAACUCACAUGCAACCCCUUUUACCGUUUGCUUAAGGAGCUUAUUUUUUGGUUGCAAACAGAGGGAGAGAGAAAAGAGGGAGCGUGUUUCGUUCCAAACAGCACUGAAGAAAUGACUAAAGAAGAAGACUUUAAGCUCCUUAAGAUCCAGACUUGUGUUCUCAAAGUUAACAUUCACUGUGAUGGGUGUAAGCACAAAGUGAAGAAACUCCUUCAGAGAAUUGAAGGUGUUUACCAAGUUCAAAUAGAUGCAGAACAGCAGAAAGUAACGGUUUCAGGUAGUGUGGAUUCUGCAACCUUGAUCAAGAAGCUGGUGAGAGCUGGUAAAUAUGCCGAGCUCUGGUCUCAGAAAACAAACCAGAACCAAAAGCAGAAGAACACCAACGCGAAGGAUGACAAGAACAAAGGACAGAAGCAAGGCCUUCCCAAGGGGCUUGAUGCCUUCAAAAACCAGCAAAAGUUUCCUGCUUUUAGUUCUGAAGAGGAUGAAUACUACUCUGAAUACGAAGACGAUGAUGAGGACGAAGAUGAAGAAAUGCGGUUUCUAAGGGAGAAAGCCCAUCAUCUGCAGAUGCUCAAGCAGCAAACAGCUAAUGCAAAUGUGAGGAAAAGUAUGGGGGGCAUGGGAGCAGGUGCCAUCAAUGGUAAGAUGAACAAUGGUGGUGGCAAUGGUGGUGGUGGUGGUGGCAAGAAAGGAGGCCCGAAUCCGAAUAUGGGAAUGAAGGAGAGUCCGAAUGGGGGGCUUGAUCAGAAAACAAUGGCAGCCUUAAAAUUGAACGGUGGUCAUGUGGGUGGUGAAGGCCUCGGCCUCAAUCUUGGUGAAGCGAAAAGGGCCAAUGACAUUGGGGCCAUGAUGAACAUGGCUGGUUUUAACGGUAACGGUGGCAAUGUCACCAGUGCCACUGUUCUAGGAGCCAAUAAUUCUAGUGGCAUGGGAGGUUUUCCUGUUCAGUCCAAUAACAUGAUUCCAGGGUCCUCUGCAGGUUUUUCAAAUGGAGGUAUUGGUGCUGGGCAAUACCCAUCUUCUCUGUUAAUGAACAUGAAUGGGUUCAACAACCAUCCAUCCCCAUCGCCAUUGAUGAUGAACAUGAACAUGAACAUGCAGGCUAGACAAGCCAUGCAACAACAGCCCCAGAUGAUGUAUCACAGGUCUCCCUUGAUUCCCCCCAACACUGGCUAUUACUACAACCAUAGCAAUAGCUACAGCCCUGCACAAUACGCCUAUUCCUAUGGGUUGCCUAGUUACCCUGGGGGUGAUGAUCACUCUGCGACUCACAUGUUCAGUGAUGACAACACAAGCAGCAGUUGUUCAAUAAUGUAAUGAUAGAUAGUAGAGCCCAAAAAGUGAAAAGAAAAGCAAAAUAGGUGGUGGGUUUGACCUUAUAGUCCCAUUUACCAAGCUAGAAUAGUGUUUGACUGCAAUGUGGUGGGGCAUAUGAAUGUGUUGGGGAUGGACGAAUGAAUGAAUGUGUGAGGGAAUCAUAUCAGUGUAUCAGUGUACUGGUUAAGAUGAUGUUUGCCUUGUUAUUUUUUAAGAGAAUAUUGUAUCGCUGCUUGUCCUGUCUUGUGAAUUA